Messenger RNA from Phyllotreta striolata, 1793 nucleotides. NCBI's taxonomy places the organism in Eukaryota, Metazoa, Arthropoda, Insecta, Coleoptera, Chrysomelidae. The record is from the annotation of a GenBank genome assembly.
AUGGGACUCCCAAUAAAAGUUCCCGUUUUAGAAAAUCCCAAUGGCGAUUUUAACGGCCGAAUGAGACGCGGUUCGCACGAUAUGCAGGUAAACGUGGCGGGCAUCCGGCGAAACAUCAAAAAUUUCGCCCACAAUUACUCCGAUGCCCAGAAGAAGGUCAGAGAGGCGACUUCGAACGAUCCGUGGGGCCCGAGCAGCACCAUAAUGGCCGAAAUAGCCGAUCUAACGUACAACGUAGUCGCGUUCAGCGAAAUUAUGCAAAUGGUUUGGAAGAGGUUGAACGAUCACGGUAGGAACUGGCGUCACGUCUAUAAAGCUUUAGUCCUGUUAGAAUAUCUAAUUAAGACCGGAUCGGAAAAAGUGGGUCAGCAGUGCAAAGAGAAUAUAUUCGCUAUUCAAACGUUGAAGGAUUUCCAGUAUUUAGAAGAAGGCAAAGAUCAAGGGCAAAACGUUAGAGAAAAGGCGAAGCAGUUGGUGAAUUUACUAAAAGACGAUGAAAGACUGAAAAACGAACGAGCUAGAGCUUUGAAAGCUAAGGAACGGUUCGCGCAAAGCGCCAGCGGUUUCGGCAGCGACGGCGGUUUAGAUACGCCCAGUAGCCCUAAAUAUCCCGCCCUUAGAGGCGAUUGGAGCUCCAGAGACACUGUCGAUGUUGCCAGAGAUAUAGAAGUGGCGCGUCCUCAAACAGCCGGAGAAGAAGAGCUUCAAUUGCAGCUUGCAUUGGCGAUGUCGAGAGAGGAAGCUGAACAGGAAGAACAGAAACGAAAAUCGGACGAUGUGCGUCUCCAAUUGGCGUUGAGUCAGAGUCAGCAGGAUUUCAAGUCGUCCCAGGACAAGAGAAGACACGAAGACAGCCAUUUGGUGGACUUGCUAGAUAUCAAUUUGGGAAAUGAAAAUGCGUCUGUCGAUCCUUGGGGCAUGCCACAAGUACCUAGACCACAGUCGUUGGAUUUGAGUUUUUUCGGUGUUUAUCCACAGGUGCAAUCAUCACCUUGGCACCCAUCGUCCCUUUCAUCGCCGCCUGAUGUGCCCUUAGCCAAUGCUUGGAGGCCCUCUUCGGCUGCAGCCCAAAGCGCGGAUCCUUGGGGAGUACCAGUUACAUCGAACGAUGGUACUUCUUCUCCGGCUCCAGUUCCGCCCAAGCACGAUCCGUGGUCGCCGACCAGCCAGAGUUCCACCGAUUUGGACGAGUUCGAUGUGAUUUCCAAUAGAAAUAAAGUACAAUCUUCUCCUAAGGCGAAUGGCGGAGGAGGCGGCGACCCGUUCGAAUUGGCCUUACUGAACGAUUCAUUGCCCAUGAACGCGACAGACAGCGAAGGUAACACAUCGACGGGCGCCACGAAGAAGACGCCGCUCAGUUUCUUAGGCGAAAACUCCGCUUUGGUUAAUUUAGAUAAUCUAGUAACGAGCAAACCCGCGAAUCCCUCGCUGGCGCCCAAUCCGUUUUCGGAGCCGCCGGCGAACAAUCCACCGAGGGCGGUGUUUAGCGCGCCGCCGCCGAAGCCGUCCAUUAACGAAAUAAAACAGCAGCAAUUCGCCUCGUUCAAUAUCACGGCGUCGGCGACGUCGACCGGUUACGUUCCAUCGCAAACCGCUGGAUUCGGGCAGUUUCCGGCCCUGCCGCCGAUAGGCCCUAAUAGCGCCUUCGGCGCCUCCGCCGUAACUCAGGAUCCUUGGGCGCCCGUGGCAACUACAAACGGUACUACGAAUUCGCCCUGGACGAAAAGCAACGAACCCGCAAAUCCCUUUUUGUCCUAACAGGAUCUUGUUCGUUUUUAUAUCGCAUCGAAUAG